This is a messenger RNA of Eimeria necatrix, 1980 nucleotides long. Its product is annotated as high mobility group (HMG) box domain-containing protein, putative. Gene Ontology annotation, molecular function: protein binding. Bases 1 to 1980 code for a protein of 659 amino acids. NCBI's taxonomy places the organism in Eukaryota, Apicomplexa, Conoidasida, Eucoccidiorida, Eimeriidae. The record is from RefSeq and is a predicted model, not a curated record. The transcript has 8 exons.
AUGGCAGACGCACAACACACAAACGCGCCUCGCCCGCAGCCUGCUGCUCAAGACAGCAGCGCAGCAGCAGCAGCAGCAGCAGCAGCUGUAGGGGGAGGCUCUGAUGCCGACACACAGAAGCAGGGCGAGGAGCACCGACGAGCAGACCAGCAGCACACUGCAGCAGCACGCGCUGCAGCAGCAUCUACAGCAGCUGCUUCUGCUGCAGAGGUUGCAGCAGCUGCAGCAGCGACAGCUGGCGCUCCCAAAGCACAGGUAGUAGCACCCACAGAAGCAGCAGCAGCAGGCACAGCAGCAGCAGCAGCAGAAGAUGCGCAAGAAGCUCAUGCGCUUGUAGGAGGCCCGCAGCAGCAAGAAACAAGCAGCAGCAGCAGCAGCGGCAGCGACAGCACCUGCAGCAGCAGCAACGCAGCGCGCAAAGCUGCCGCGGAAGAAACCAGCAGCAGCAGCAGCAACAGCAGCAGCAGCAGCAGCACGAGCGACGAGUCGCCGUCAGCCGCAGCCGCCGCAGCAGCGCCCGAAGGCGGCGGGAGCCGCCGACGCGGCAGCAGCAGGAGGAACCCUUACACCAGCAGCAGCAGCAGCAGCAGCAGCAGCACCAGCAGCAGCAGCAGCAGCAGCAGCAGCGUGUCCGCUCUGGAAGCAAAACAAAGAGCUCGUCUUAAAAGACAAUUCUAUUUGGACUCCGACUGGAAGACAGUGGACUUUCGCCCGCAGACGCCGGAGACGAAGAAAAGCAGGCUUUUCUUGAAUUCACUUUGUUACUUAUGUGAAGGAGUCAUCACCAAGAAAAGCACUCUCGGCAGGAAGGCAGGUCUGGGUCUUUUCUGCGAACGCCCCGAGGGCUUUGCCAAGGGCGCUGUCAUAACUGAAUUCGUUGGCUGGCUCGUAGACAGAGAACAGGCGGAGCAGCUGAGAAAAAGAAGAAAGGCCUCGCACAUUGUCGCCGUCCAGAAGGGCUUUCUCUACAUCGACGGAGUCAAAGACCCCUAUUACGGCACCGGAGGCGCCAGCUUCGCCAACGACGGCAGCGAAUUCCUGGGGGGUCCAGGAAACAAUUCCUACUUCUAUCACUGGUUUGACGAGGAGUUGGGGCGCACUCGAGUCUUUCUGCGCGCGACGCGCAGCAUCGCCAAUGGAGAAGAGAUUUUCGUUCCUUAUGACAAAAACUACUGGCAAGACAACUUUGAAGAACAAGAAGAAAACUGCCCAGAUGCAUUCCGCAAGCGCAAGAUAGAGCAGCUGCAGCGGAAGUACAAAGACUUCACAAUUACCUCCAUGCAGGACCUUAAGGCUCGACAGGCUCUGGUGGAGCAGCAAAAGCGGCUGAAGCGGGAGAAGGCGAAGGAGGUGAAGCGGAAACCCCUGAAGCCGAACCUGAAAAGGCCACUGUCGGCCUUCAUGAGGUUUUCCGUGAGCAGACGGAAAGAACUCGUGGCUGCGAAUCCGGAGCUGCGGCACCCCAAGUGCUUCAAGGAAAUUGCCCAGACGAUUUCGCAGGACUGGAAAUGCCUCAGCGCCAAGAAGAGAGCCGAACUUGAACAGGAAGCUGCAGCGGACUUCAACAAAUAUAAAGCCAAACUUAAAGAAUGGAGGGCCACACACGCCCCCAAAAAGAGGAAAAAACAAAGAAAAAGUGUUACAAGGACUCAAUCGACUCCACCUGCAGCAGCAGGAGACACAUGCGCUGCUGAGGCUGGUGAUGCUGCAGUAGAUGAUUCAGCUGCACAGGUUACUGGGGAGGAUGGUGACGACAAAGAGCUGCAAAGCGAGGAGAAGCAGCGCCAAAGCCGAGAAGCAGAAACCGCAAAUGCUGCCACAGACGUGCCGGAAAGCGCGGACGAUACCAGAAGCAGCAGCAGGCAGUCUUCGAGGCUUGAGGCUCCAGCUGCUGCUGCUGUUGCUGACGCGGACGCGAGCAAAGACUUGAAGAAGGCGGCGGCUGCUGCGGAAGCAGCGUGUGCCUCGACGGUAGCGUAG